GCUUCUUUGCUUCUUUGGAGCGCACGUGAAAGAUUGCUUACUCCUCUUCCACCUUACAAUGUUUGUAAGAAAGUCUGACGUUCUGGUUUCGGCUGAGAGCUCUGAGACCAACCUUGUAAAAGCAUGUGAGUGUGAAAUCGCCGUUAACGUCCAUGAUUGGUUGAACUCCUACCGAGGCAUCCUCAAUAUAACUAUCAUCCGUCUCCAACACCGACGUGCAUUUUACUUUCCUCCUCCCCUCAUACACCUUUUUCAUUCCUAUACCUCUCACUGCAUAAACCAGAAUUUUGAUCACAUAUUACAUUAAUAUAUUGCCAAAAUGUCAGCUGCACAAAAACGUCUUGGACAAGUUUCCGGCCAUUUGGCUGGAUCGCAGAGCACUAUUGCGCCCACAGAGGGUGAUAGUGGCCGCGCGAAGCUCUUGGAGAAGCAUCCGGAUGAUAUCGUCGUAACAGCUUGUCUCCGAACCGCAUUCACAAAGGGUGGCAAAGGAGGCUUCAAAGAUACAGCAGCAGCCGAUUUGCUCGUUGGCGCAUUCAAAUCUCUCAUUGAACGUUCGAAAAUCGACCCGGGGCUAGUAGAAGACAUAGUCGUUGGAUCGGUGCUUCCUCCUGGAGGUGGAGCUACUGAAUUCCGAGCUGCCGCUUUGGCUGCAGGAUUUCCUGUAUCUGCAGCAGUCAAGAGUUUGAAUAGACAAUGUUCAUCUGGUCUACAAGCAUGUGUGGAUAUCGCAAAUGCCAUCAAGUCCGGCAUGAUUGAUGUCGGUGUUGGAGCAGGUGUCGAAAGCAUGAGUUUGCAAUAUGGACCCGGCGCAGUAACAGAAUUUUCCGAACUCCUCGAGUCUCACCCAGAAUCUGCGAACUGCAAAGUGCCUAUGGGCGUUCUCUCCGAGAAUAUGGCCAAAGACAAGGGAAUUCCACGUUCCCUGCAAGACUCAUUUGCAGCUUCAUCAUACCAAAAAGCACUCAAGGCUCAAGAGGAGGGUCUUUUUGACGAGGAAAUUGCUCCUUUAACUGUCAAAUGGGAGGACCCAAAAACUGGCGAAAUAAAGGACAUCACUGUUGCCAAGGAUGAUGGUGUUCGACCGGGUAUCACCGCUGAGAGCUUAGGCAAAAUUAAGCCUGCUUUUGCAAAGGAUGGUAGUAUUCAUGCCGGAAAUGCUUCUCAAAUUUCAGAUGGAGCUGCCGCAGUUCUUUUGAUGAAGCGUUCCACAGCCGAGAAACUCGGUCAAACUAUCCUUGGUAAAUACGUUGCCGCAUCUAUCGCAGGUGUAGCUCCUUUACUUAUGGGUAUCGGCCCUUGGGCUGCUAUUCCAAAGGUAUUCGAGAAGACCGGGAUCAACAAAGAUGACGUAGAUAUCUUCGAAAUCAAUGAAGCAUUCGCAAGUCAAUGCCUUUGGUGCGCAAAUGAGUUAGGACUCGACCAGAAGAAGAUCAAUCCAAAGGGUGGUGCAAUUGCUUUUGGACAUCCUCUCGGAUGUACCGGAGCUAGACAGGUUAGCACAUUAUUGUAUGAGCUGAGAAGGACAAAUCAGAAAGUUGGCGUAACUAGUAUGUGUGUGGGUACUGGUAUGGGUAUGGCUGCUGUUUGGGUUGCCGAGUAAGGGUUUGAGUACAAUUAGGAUAAUGGCAUUUAGAGCAAGCAACAGUCUCGCGGAAAGGUUACGGCGCAUGGUUGUAUGAAUAUAGCAGAAGUCAUUAGAAGACACAAUGUAUCGAAUGAAUUUUAUUGAAAUGGACUUCAAUACAGACUAGUCUGAAACAGUUUCUCGAUGAUCGGUUGAGAGGCUCGUGUUGCUAUACAUCCUACAAAAUUUAACCUCGAGCCA
Molecule: messenger RNA, 1828 nt
Organism: Botrytis cinerea B05.10
Lineage: Eukaryota; Fungi; Ascomycota; Leotiomycetes; Helotiales; Sclerotiniaceae
Exons: 4
Coding region: 320-1603 (427 amino acids)
Biological process (GO): phenylacetate catabolic process; fatty acid beta-oxidation
Cellular component (GO): peroxisome
Molecular function (GO): acetyl-CoA C-acyltransferase activity
Source: RefSeq, a predicted model, not a curated record